Molecule: messenger RNA, 1318 nt
Organism: Meriones unguiculatus (Mongolian gerbil)
Lineage: Eukaryota; Metazoa; Chordata; Mammalia; Rodentia; Muridae
Gene: Abt1
Product: activator of basal transcription 1
Exons: 3
Coding region: 44-871 (275 amino acids)
Biological process (GO): endonucleolytic cleavage in ITS1 to separate SSU-rRNA from 5.8S rRNA and LSU-rRNA from tricistronic rRNA transcript (SSU-rRNA, 5.8S rRNA, LSU-rRNA); endonucleolytic cleavage in 5'-ETS of tricistronic rRNA transcript (SSU-rRNA, 5.8S rRNA, LSU-rRNA); small-subunit processome assembly
Cellular component (GO): nucleolus
Molecular function (GO): RNA binding
Source: RefSeq, a predicted model, not a curated record
UGGCGACAGGUUUACGGCUGUCGUGCUCUCCGCGUCCGCCAUCAUGAAAGCCGCAGAGAUGGUGAAGAAGCGAAAGGCGGCGAUGGAGGGAGAACCGCAGGAAGAGGCAGAGCCGAAUGCUGAGGCGGCGGAGGAGCAGGAAGAGCAGGAGGAGCCCGAGGAAGCGACCUGCAACGGCAACAAGAAGAAGAAAAUCGUUCCGGGUAUUGUGUACUUGGGUCACGUCCCGCCGCGAUUCCGGCCCCUGCAUGUACGCAACCUGCUCAGCGCCUACGGUGAGGUGGGACGCGUUUUCUUCCAGGCCGAGGACCAUUUUGUGAGACGCAAAAAGAAAGCAGCAGCGGCCGCAGGAGGAAAGAAGGCAGCGAAAUACAGCAAGGACUAUACCGAAGGCUGGGUAGAGUUCCGUGACAAGCGCAUUGCCAAGCGAGUGGCAGCCAGUCUACAUAACACGCCCAUGGGUGCCCGAAGGCGCAGUCCUUUCCGCUAUGACCUGUGGAACCUCAAGUAUUUGCAUCGUUUUACCUGGUCCCACCUCAGCGAACACCUUGCCUUUGAGCGCCAGGUACGCAGGCAGCGCCUGAGAGCAGAGGUCGCUCAAGCAAAGCGAGAGACUGACUUCUAUCUUCGAAGUGUAGAACGGGGACAACGAUUCCUUGCAGCUGAAGGGGACGCUACUCGCCCGAAUAGCUCCUGGACAUUUGCUCAACGACCCACUGAGCAGGAGCUGAGGGCCCGGAAAGCAGGAAGGCCAGGAGGCCGGGAACGAGCCCGGCUGGCUACAGUGCAGGACCAGGCCCGAUCCAAUAGAGGACUCCUUGCCAGGAUCUUUGGAGCCCCUCCGCCUGCAGAGAGCAAGAAAGAACCGUAGCCAGUCAGACUCCUGGUGGAAGAAAAGGUCCCUUGUACCCUGCUGUCCUCUGUCCUGCCUCCUGCAGAGCGUAACUGACUGACUAGGCAGAUAUUUUCUCUCUAUUCCAAAACAGAGUCGGGUAGAAGGCCUUUUUUGUUGGCCUCUUUUACCCGCUUUGAUCAAAACCUGUAAGUGCUGGGCUUACAGCACUUACUUGUACUGUCCAGGAUGAUGGCUACUAUAGGUUCCUGUUGCAUUUUGUGUGACUUUUGUUAACUGCCUCUUUCUCAGUGAGCUCCUAACAAUUUCUGCCUGGAACAGUGGACUUGCCUUCCACUAGAGUAGCAAAGGCAAGCCCAUGUGGUCUAUGGUGUUUGUUCUCUGUGGUGGGAGCAGAAUUAACAGGAAUUGGGUUAGUGGCCAAUUUGAUGUUUCUAUUUGAAAAUAAAAAAUAACUUAUUUUUA